GUGAAUGUAACCAACCGUGUUGUGCAAUGCGGUACACAUUUUAUGGUUCAUUUAGUCGCUAUUACUUUAUGUAAAAUACGUUAAAUAGAGAGCUUGAUGUUUGGUUAAGAACUGUAUUUGAUAUCAAGAGCCAGUUGCAAUGAAUUAUUAGACGUGCCUUUUAAAACUUAGCGUUGGAGUACUAGACUAGAGUAGCUAAAGCUAGCUAGCUACCAAAGCUACCACGCAAGAGACAUUUCCAUAACGUGGACACUGUUUAACAAUAGUUGUGUGGAGUUCUUGUACACAUUGUAUACUGCAGUUCAUACAUAUUACGCUAAUAGUCGGCCAUCUGAACUGCUGUGUGUAUCUGCCCGAGCAUCACUAGCGUGCAGGAAGUUUGCUCGGGAAUACACCUAGGAGACUUCCUUGUUCUCCUCAUUGUUUUUUGGUAGGACGGACUUUUCCAGACUGUUGGUAGGACAGGUCAAGGCGAACAACAGGACGAGGAAGCACACGGGGUUGCAACUGUGCGGAAGACAUUGUUAGGUACAUAGUUUGGAUAACGCAGAUAAACGGGCUGUAACGAAAUCGAAAUCAUUUAUCCAUAACUGCAGUUCCGUUUAUCCUAUUCGGGAGGAAGAGCGUGGAUGGUGAAUUUGGGAAGGGAGGUGGAGGCUGUGGGUGCGCGUCGAUAGACCCGCCAACGGAGAACUCGUCCAACUACCAUCGUCCAAGCAAGAGGGUGAUCCGCAAAUCAUUGUCGAAGGUGAUAAACACCAGCGCAGGAGUCAGAAGCCUGAGGGUUUGGAUCCCAAAUGAGACAUUGCUGUUUUCCCAUUGAAUCAGCAUGCCGAUGGAGAUCCUUUGGUAGGAUGGGGAGCCCGGCACACCGGUGCAGGGACAUCGAGAGGCAAGCCGGCUACCUGCAGCCCGAGCACUGUGCCCCUCCCCCGCCGCGCACGGACCCGGACACCAUGUGGUUCAUCCGGGACGGCUGCGGCAUCGUGUGCGGGAUCAUCACCUGGUUCCUGGUCUUCUACGCCGAGUUUGUGGUGGUCUUCGUCAUGCUCCUGCCCUCCAAGAACCUGGCCUACAGCCUCAUCAACGGGGCCCUCUUCAACGGCCUGGCCUUCCUCGCCCUGGCCUCCCACUUCAGGGCCAUGUGCACUGACCCCGGUGCGGUGCCAAAAGGAAACGCAACUAAGGAGUUCAUUGAGAGCCUGCAGUUAAAGCCAGGCCAGGUGGUCUACAAGUGUCCCAAGUGCUGCAGCAUCAAGCCUGACCGAGCACACCACUGCAGUGUCUGCAAGCGCUGCAUCCGCAAAAUGGACCACCACUGUCCCUGGGUCAACAACUGUGUGGGAGAGAACAACCAGAAGUACUUUGUACUCUUCACAAUGUACAUCGCGCUGAUAUCACUGCAUGCCCUGGUGAUGGUGGUCUUUCAUUUCCUCUUCUGCAUUGAGGAAGACUGGACAAAGUGCAGUACCUUCUCGCCUCCAGCGACUGUCAUCCUGCUCAUCCUCUUGUGUUUUGAGGGGCUCCUCUUCCUCAUUUUCACAUCUGUGAUGUUCGGGACCCAAGUCCAUUCCAUCUGUACCGAUGAAACAGGGAUAGAGCAGUUGAAAAAGGAAGAGAGAAGAUGGGCUAAAAAAUCUAAGUGGAUGAACAUGAAGGUGGUGUUUGGCCACCCUUUUUCUAUAGCGUGGCUCAGCCCGUUCUCCACGCCCGACCACGGGAAGGCCGACCCGUACCAAUACGUUGUCUGAGACCCGGAGGUCAGCACUGCAAACCCCUCCCGCCUCCCUUGGGCGCAGACUGAUGAUGCGUACAGGCAGCGCUCCCCUCACUGACUCUGCAGGACGCAGCUGCAGCCUGUACUUCUGACGCUGUUUUAUUUUACUCUGACUGUUUUAAAACCUGUUGUUUUUUUUGGUUAUGUGUAAGCACUUGCAGACAGAAAGAAUUGACUUUUUAUCUGCUUGUUUAAAAAUCUGUUUUGUUGCUUUUCUUUGCCUGAUGCUGUAAUAACUUUUUCCUCCUGUUCACAUCAAUGCCCCUCCAACCCUUCAGUCUUAAAAAAAAGUGCUUUCUGAUUCAAUUGUGAAAUCACUGCAAACACAGCUCUCUAUUUAGAGCCUUGAAUGCCCAGACAAAUGAGAUUUGUAUUUGGCCUAGAAAGGGGGAAAUGAGAGCUUUCUUGCAAUGUAUCAAUUAUAGGACCCAACGUAUUUCCUGCCAUUGGAUAUUUCCUGUCAGGGAGAAGAUGCAUGGGUGGAAUUUCAGUUUGCUCUCUGCUCUCUAAAACGGUAAAGCACUUUACAUCAGUUGAAAAAAAAUAAAUAACUGCUGUUCUGAGCAUGGCUUUUCAACCAACAUUACUGUGUGUGCAUGAGGAUGUCUCCUAAGAGAAGCUGGCUGAGAACUCCCAACAGCAUCUAACAUUUAACGGCUGGACCCAUCAGAAUUCAUUUACUGAACAGAGUGGCUCUGUGGUGUGUUUGUGGCUGUGGGUUGGCCCAGGCUUUUGUUGGCAUGGUGUGGUGGCCCUGGUUGGGGGAGGGGUAUAGCGGUUGCAGCUCGAGUAGAUUCCGUUGUUUGGUUGAACAGAGUGCUAGGAGGAAAGACAAGUCCCUCAACUGCAGUAACAGCCUCAUACUGAGCCAUAUCGCUGGUGACGAGGAACAGCUAUAGUUGGAGCUUGUAGGGGGCAGUGUGUAGAGAGCAGUACUACUUGCAGCUCAUAGUCUGUAGGAAAACCUAUUAACUGCUGCUGGAGCUUAGACAAGCAUUCCAGGAUUGCUGGCAACGUGAAGAACAAAUUUUGUCAGUCGUCCAAAAAUGCAGUACGGCUCGACAAGGCAAAACUAACCCUGAUAUCAACCGACAGAGUUGGUAAAGUGAACUCUGGUGGGUUGUUAGCUUCUUCACAGUUGAAUUAACUCACGCCAUUUUGUUGUGUCUGUAGAGUCAGACCUUGUUGUGGCUUUAGAGUCAGACACUUUUAUGGCGGAAAAUCAGACACAAACUUUGAACGUUCUGCGUUACCCCAUGUGUUAGGAAUAACCCUCCACUGCUUGCAGUGUCUGCCAUGUUGCGGGGUGCUGGGAAGGCAUUUGCCUCCUGCUGAGCCAGUCUGCUGCCUCUCCGCUCAGCACUCAGAAAUAGAAAGAUGCAUUGGGGUUUAGACCCUGGGGAUUACUACUCAUGUCCAAUGGGUAUCAGUGCAGGUAAAUGGGGUGUAAGUGUUGUGUAGUUAUGAAGGAGUUGUUCAAAUAACACAUAAUUGUGUUUUUUAUUCACAGGUCAGAGCAGGGUAUUUCACCUGAAUUGCCACAGUAAAAUGACCGGCUGCAUUAUAUGUGAAAGUCGCCCAGGUGCUCUGCUAAGCAAAUAUUGAUAAUGAAAGAUGCUUCUCUCCGGCUAGAGAGGCUAUGAGUCACACUGCUGGAUCUGCCCAAACUGGCUGCCGUAUUGCAGUUAUAUAUACCUGUGGUUGUCAUGGUACCAUCUCAGGAAUAAGGCAUAAAACACAAAAGGGAAAGCAUCACAUUACAUUUUGCUGGAGCUGAGGAAUGCUAUGUACUGGACUUCAUAUGAUCAGAGAAGCACAGAUUCCUGAAGGUAAAGUGCACAGGGUCAUUCGUCUUACUUAAGCUUUGUCGGCCGUGUUGAAAAAGGGCAUUCACAACUUGGCCAUGUCACUGCCACUAGUGAAGAGCAAGUGUUGUCAAAUGGGAAGGUAAGACACAUUGGUCUCCGCAUGUCUAAAACACACCAGGGUACUGUCUGUCUACCAUCCUGGUGUCUAGAUGUGAUUUGUUGAAAAGGCAAAGGACUCAAACCUUCCCCUGUAUAUUCACAAGCCUUGUUAUUGAUGAUAGAGGGGCCUUGGGACAUUGUGAACAGAAGGACAAGUGAUCAUGUUUUCUGCGAACACGCAGUUGCCAAAUUAUCUUUUUUGAAAAGGGAGGAUCACAGAUUAUAGUUUACAGACUCCCCUGUGGGUAUGAAUGGAUCGACCGAUGAAAUUGAAAUAUACCAGUCGACCUGCAGGGGGCACUGUUAAAGAUGUUUAAAAAUUGAUUGCCUUUUUUUUUUUACUACAU
This is a messenger RNA of Megalops cyprinoides (Indo-Pacific tarpon), 4091 nucleotides long. RefSeq names its product palmitoyltransferase ZDHHC3-like. The transcript has 8 exons. Gene Ontology annotation, molecular function: protein-cysteine S-palmitoyltransferase activity. The coding region runs from base 798 to 1751 and encodes 317 amino acids. Gene Ontology annotation, biological process: protein targeting to membrane; peptidyl-L-cysteine S-palmitoylation. Gene Ontology annotation, cellular component: endoplasmic reticulum; Golgi apparatus. Lineage: Eukaryota; Metazoa; Chordata; Actinopteri; Elopiformes; Megalopidae. The record is from RefSeq and is a predicted model, not a curated record.